AGAGGCCGUUUCUUUGCCUCUUAUAAACUUCCUUUUCUUACAUAGAACACAAAACUCAAGUCUUUUUGUUCGAAUCACACCGGUGGCCUCAAACUGAUAAGAAGCACGCACGCAAGGUACGGUCUUAUGUGGGCUUCUUGGAUCCGCUCAAUGGAUAACUCCCACUUGUGUCGUUUGUGAAAAGAGAGACUUCUCAACUCAUAAACCCAUUCGAUAUCUUUUUUUCUUUUUGAUUGUUUCGAGUUUUUAACUUCAACCCUGUUGUUUGUUUUCUCCGUUUCAUUCUAUUUUCUUGCUGGUUGUUUUGCUUAUGGGAUAUUGAACGGGAUUUGCUCUCUGGAUUUUUGAUUUUCGUAUCUUUCUGGUUCUUGUUGAGAAAUGAUGUCAAUGACAUGCCACGGUCUCGAUUUUGGAGGGACUGUGUUUGAUUUGGCGGCUUGUGGGUGCUCCUCCAAUGUUUCAAUGGAUAGGCGUUCAGUGAGGAAUUAUGCAAGGUCGGUUUCUAGGACUUGUAAUAGGGACUAUGCUGCCAGAAGAUUGCUUUGCUACUGGAGAGAUAUUGCUCGGUGUCGUGUUUCUUCGACCAAGACCCCUAAGACUCUGCUUAAUGGAGUUACUCAAGGUCCUUCAACACUGUUGACUUUGAAGGAGUCAAGAGGCUCAAUUAAAUUGAAAAAUGUGUUUGAAGUGGUUGCUGAUGAUCUCCAGACUCUUAACCAAAACCUCCGGUCGAUUGUUGGUGCAGAAAACCCAGUUUUAAUGUCUGCAGCUGAUCAGAUAUUUGGUGCCGGUGGGAAGAGGAUGCGACCAGCUUUGGUAUUCCUAGUGUCAAGAGCCACUGCAGAAAUAGUAGGGUUAAAGGAACUUACUAUGAAACAUAGGCGUUUAGCAGAGAUCAUUGAGAUGAUCCAUACUGCAAGCUUAAUACAUGAUGAUGUACUAGAUGAAAGCAACAUGCGAAGAGGAAAAGAAACUAUUCAUAAGCUUUAUGGCACAAGGGUGGCAGUACUAGCUGGGGACUUCAUGUUUGCACAGUCUUCAUGGUACCUAGCAAAUCUUGAAAACAUUGAAGUCAUUAAGCUUAUCAGUCAGGUUAUUAAGGACUUCGCAAGUGGUGAAAUAAAGCAGGCAUCUAGUUUGUUCGACUGUGCUGUCGAACUCGAGGAGUAUUUGAUAAAGAGCUAUUACAAAACUGCCUCUUUAAUUGCUGCUAGUACCAAAGGAGCUGCUAUUUUCAGUGGGGUGGAAAGCAGUGUUGCUGAACAAAUGUAUGAAUAUGGUAAGAAUCUUGGUCUGUCCUUCCAAAUUGUUGAUGAUAUACUGGAUUUUACACAGUCAGCGGAGCAGCUGGGGAAGCCAACUGGCAGCGACCUGGAAAAAGGGAACCUCACCGCACCUGUAAUAUUUGCACUGGAGAAAGAACCAAAGCUGAGAGAAAUCAUCGAGUCUGAAUUCUGUGAGACUGAUUCUCUCAAUGAAGCCGUUGAGUUAGUUAAGAAGUGUGGGGGAAUUGAAAGAGCACAAGAAUUAGCAAAGGGGAAAGCUGAUCUUGCAAUCCAGAAUCUUAAUUGUCUUCCUCGGGGUGCAUUUCGAUCAGCUCUCGAGGAAAUGGUGUUGUACAAUCUCGAACGGAUUGAAUAGUAGAUUUUUUUCCUUUUUUUUGUUGUGCAAGAUACUGCUUGAUGGGAAACAAAUAAGAAGAAGCUAGAUCAGAAUACUGUAUCAGUGCUGCAAUCGUAUUCUGCAGAAUAGGUCAACUCCACAGAAGAGAAGCUGCUGGAGACUGGUUGUAUAUUAGUUGAAGCAUAGAACUAUGAUUCUGAUCAUAAUAUUGUUUAUUAAAUUACAAUAGUUUCACUGAAAA
Messenger RNA from Hevea brasiliensis (rubber tree), 1864 nucleotides. Its product is annotated as solanesyl diphosphate synthase 1, chloroplastic. Gene Ontology annotation, biological process: plastoquinone biosynthetic process; isoprenoid biosynthetic process. The record is from RefSeq and is a predicted model, not a curated record. The transcript has 6 exons. Gene Ontology annotation, cellular component: chloroplast. The coding region runs from base 379 to 1641 and encodes 420 amino acids. NCBI's taxonomy places the organism in Eukaryota, Viridiplantae, Streptophyta, Magnoliopsida, Malpighiales, Euphorbiaceae. Gene Ontology annotation, molecular function: prenyltransferase activity.